CUACUCUGUCAAAGAAACUUGUGACACUCAUCAAUCAUAAACUAUAGAAAUAGAUAAAGAUAACUUUUGUUAUCUAUUUAUAGAAAUGAUUAACAUCUUAGAAACUUCUAUGUUCUGCCGUCUGUCACAUAUGCCCAGAAAAAAACUAAAAAUGGUGCUGACAUCUGAAACAUUAUAUAAGUUUAUUAGUUAGUGCUUGAACAAAAUACAUAAAAACUAAAUCGAAAGUUGGAUUUAUUUAUUUAUUUAUUUUUUUUUACAAAAUUUGUUAUAUUUUGACUCUCAGCUGUCAACAUUGAGUGUACCGAUAUCUACCACACAAAAGUAAUAAAUUAACAUAUAUCAACUGUUGUCAAAUCAACUUUUCUCUGUAAACAACAUGGCAGUUAUCAUUGCCAAGUAUACCUAGCAAUAUUCAUAACCGGAAAGCAUAUCAACAACAUGUUUAUGUGCAAGUGUUAUCGUACGAAUUCUCCAGAAAAAGAUAUGCAAAUAAAACUAAAUCUAUGCCAACAUGCUAAUUACAGUGUGUUUAUGUGAUAAAUUUGAUUUCGCUGUCUGUUGACCAUUAGCUCUGCUUGAGAACAAAGAAGGCAGUUCUCUAGAUAAGCUUCCAGUAGCCUACAUUGUGUAAAAGUAAUGGAGAUGAUGAAAGCUGUUAUAGAGUUAAAAGUUUAUAUACAUAGAAAACUAAAUUAUACAAAUUCUGUGAUCAUAUAACUGAAAGUGAUAUUUCUGCGACUAGUUAACUAAUGAAUAUUAUAAUAAGAGUGCAUUAGUCGUCAAGAAUUUAAUGUUUAUAGAAAACCUAACUUAUACAAAUUCUAUGAUCAUAUAAUUGAAUGUGAUAUUUCUGCAGGGAGUUAUUUUAUGAAUAUCAUAAUAAAUGUGUAUGGUUUAAUCAGCAGUAUGUUGUCGGCUGUGUUUAACAAACUGUCGAGUAAAGGUAUGUCGAACAUGUUGACAUUAAAUAUACGAUAUAAUUGUAACAAUAUAACUUCUAUUACUGUGAAUCCUGAAUGUACGGUUGGAGAACUGAAGAAAAUCCUAAUAGAAAAAGUAGGCAAUAUACCGGAGAGAGACUUAGGUAUUAUACUUGGUGGACGUUUACUAGAAGACGAUACAGUUUUACAGGAUUGUAAUUUAGGAGCUCAAAGUACUUUACACGCCUACAGACAGAAAUUACAUAAUGCUGUCAGACCAGUUGAUUGUAUCAAGUAUCAGUAUUAUGUUUACUGUAAAAUAUGUAAAAGUUUAAAACCAGGAAAAUUAAGAGUAAAAUGUUCAACAUGUCACGAGGGAGCUUUUGUUGCUGAUCGGGGACCCGAUGGUUGGCAUGACAUAUUGGAGGGACAGAGAAUAUCAGGAGUAUGUCAGAAUGAAAGUUGUCAUGGCAACAUGGCGGCAUUUUACUUGAAAUGUGCUGUGAAUCAUGAUGAAAAUACCGACGGUACAGCAGUAGGAUUACAUCAUAUUCGUCCUAACUCACGACAAGUAGCCUGUAUAGGCUGUACACAGAUUCAAUCACCUUUAUUAGUUUAUCCAUGUGAAGAUGGUCAUGUGACAUGUUUAGAAUGUUUUAAGAUAUAUUGUAUAGUUAAACUCAAUGAAAGAAAGUUUGAAGAAGAUGAGAAGUAUGGUUAUACUUUACCAUGUCCAGUUCGCUGUGAUAAUUCCUUGAUACAAGAAAGUCAUCAUUUCUGUUUACUUGGUGAAGAACAGUAUGAAAGAUAUAAAAGAUUUGGUGUGGAAGAAUUUGUAUUAAAAGAUGGCGGAUUAUUAUGUCCUGCUAUAGGAUGUGGUAAUGAGGUUUAUCCACCAGAAAGUCCGAAUCAAACUCGAUCUUUAAAAUGUCCUCUAUGUCAGUUUGAGUUUUGUGUAGACUGUAGAUGUGGUUCACAUGAAGGAGAUUGUAGUUUACAACCAAUAGCUGGAGCUAACAGUGAUGAUGAUGUUUUAGUAGAUAGAGAAUGUGCUGAAAGAGCCAGAUGGGAAUCACAGACCCAGGAAACAAUUCGUAAAACAACUAAACAAUGUCCAAACUGUAAAACACAAACUGAAAAAGAUGGUGGUUGUUCUCAUAUGAACUGUUCAAGAUGUGAUUAUGAAUGGUGUUGGAUGUGUGAAAUAGAAUGGAACACUGAUUGUCAGGGUGAUCACUGGUUUGAUUAAUAUAAUUCUCAAACUACAUCCGGGUUGUAUGUGAGGACAUAUAUUCUCUUUAAAUGCAUAUUAUUAAAUAUUUUGUAUAAUAAUAUUCUACCAUUUAUUUUGAAGUUUUUUAUACUUAAACAUACAUUAUGCAAGAGCUAAAUCUGCCUAUUGCAGGUCUUUCUUUAGGCUUAAAAUAUUUUCUAAAUUAUUAAUUAGACAUUAACUUAUCAAGGCCAUCAACUCUCGAUGGCAUCGGAUUUCUCCAAUAUUAGAUUAGAACAGUUCAGCCAUAUUUUGAUUUAAGCUAAAAAUGGAGGAGCGAGACUUCACUUCAAACAACCAGUACAGAGGUUGAAAUUAUUGCACACGUCUUGUCAAACCUUCAAAGGCUAAUAUCUUCGAUGGCAAUAGAGUAAUUUGAAUGAAAUUUUCAAAUUAUUCAUUUUACAUUAUCUAUUUUUGAACUAUUAUAGUAAGAAUGGCUAGCUCUUUAUCUAAAUCUUACAUAAUGUAUCUUUAACCAUGAAUAAUGAUAAACUAUAGUAUCAUACAUCCGGAAGGGCAAAAUGAAAUAAAAGGCUUGAUGCGUCUUUUUCAAUUUUGCUAAAAUAUUAAAUUUGUGGUGGCUUUUUCCACGCUGAUUAUUUAAUGUUUAAUUAAGAAAACAAAAUCAAAAUACCAACGCUAGAUUAACUCUCGGAUUGGUUUCACUCGGAUUUAGACUUCUCCACUAACAAUAAAAGAUGGUGGCAUCUUGUUAUAGCAAGCAUCAUUUCAAUUUAUCAUAACUUUGAACCACUGAACCAAUAUUCCUAUUAGAGAUUUAACUUUCACAAUAUUGUAGUUUGCAAGUGAUUUCGCUAAAAGGACGCAUCAAGUCUUUAAUACAAAAUUUCAUCAUGAACUCUUGUGUUCACAUUACUGGAUAAACCAGGCCCCGGUUUCACAAAGCAUUCUCAAACUUAGAAUUUGGUAAAAGGGGUGGGGGGGGGGGGACAGCAACACUCCCUUAAAAAGAGUAACAUUGGCUGAAUUUACUCAACUUUCAAUCACUGUUAUGAGAAAUGUCUUUGAUCCAGAAACACAAAACUUUGAACAUAGUUUUAUAUUGAUGUAUUUGAUACACUAAAACAAAAAAAGUUUUAUAAA
Messenger RNA from Patella vulgata (common limpet), 3303 nucleotides. RefSeq names its product E3 ubiquitin-protein ligase parkin. Gene Ontology annotation, biological process: regulation of cellular response to oxidative stress; protein polyubiquitination; autophagy of mitochondrion. The coding region runs from base 871 to 2172 and encodes 433 amino acids. Gene Ontology annotation, cellular component: endoplasmic reticulum; cytosol; cytoplasm. NCBI's taxonomy places the organism in Eukaryota, Metazoa, Mollusca, Gastropoda, Patellidae. The record is from RefSeq and is a predicted model, not a curated record. The transcript is spliced from 12 exons. Gene Ontology annotation, molecular function: zinc ion binding; ubiquitin conjugating enzyme binding; ubiquitin protein ligase activity.